UUCGCUCAAGAAUCUCUUUUGGAUUUAUGUGAAUUUUUAGCAUAGACUUUUUUUUUUUCUUUUUAUUUGUGUUAUACUAAAAUUAUUUCUUUUGGGAUCAACAAGGAUUAAACUUUAAAACUUUUAAUUUCUAUAAGCUUUAUAUGAUGUCAUGAAAUCAAAAGAAAAGAGGUUAGUCUCAUUCUUGUGGUGAUUUUAUAUAUAUAUUUCUGGAUCAAAGAAAAAUAUUUCGUGGUUCUUUAUAUUUAUUCAUCUGAUCUUGUGCAACUCAAUUCUAUUGUCUCAUAAAUGUUAAUAGCAUCUGCACUCAAAUAGCAUGCAAAAUAACGAGAAAAAAAAAGAAAAGAAAAAGAGACAAGUAGAAGAAGAAUCUAACAAGUUUCAAAACAGUAAUGUGGCUGGUUGAUAUUUAGCCACCAUCUAUGAGAAUGAUAGUCAUAGUCAUAGUCAUAGUAAUAACUUAUAGGAUCACUAGAUUAAUUGCUUCCAACCCAAACUCUUCCUCUCAAAGACAAACAAGCAUUUGACUUAGACAAGAGGCCAUUUAUCAUAAAAUAAAUAAAUACCUUGGUGCCAUUAAUGAAGUGCCACAAGUUGAGAUUUAAUUAUGUAUAUGUACAAAGUCAAUGGGUUAAUCAAAGGCUAAAUAAGAAGUAUAUAUGCAUGUAUUCCAGACUGUGUUAAUAAAGUGAGAGGUUUCUAAAUUCUAAUAAUUUCUACAACAAAGCCUUGGAGAGAUAUGAAGAGGAUGUUAGCAUCUAGCUCACCAGUCAUGGUGCUGCUGUUUAUGGUCUUUGCUGUGCUUGUCAUGUUGCCGGAGGCCUCCGCAAAACGGUGGUUAGUAGGAGACAACAUGGGUUGGAACUCUAAUGUCAAUUACAGUACUUGGGUGAAGGGAAAGCAUUUCUACAAUGGUGACUGGCUAUUUUUUGUGUAUGAUAGGAACCAGAUAGAUGUACUAGAGGUGAACAAGAAAGACUAUGAAAAAUGCAAUUCUGAUCACCCUCUUCACAAUUGGACCACCGGUGCCGGAAGAGAUGAUGUUCCAUUAAACAUGACUCGAAACUACUACUUCAUCAGUGGCAAAGGAGGGUUCUGCUUUAAAGGCAUGAAGGUAGCUAUCCAUGUUGAGAACCUGCCACCUCCACCAAAGGAGGAUGACUCACAAAUGGCUGAUGCACCAGCAUUACCCCCAGCAAUAGCUGAAGCACCAACACUGGCACAGCCCCCGGUAGAGAUCAGAGCACCAGCAUCAGCAUUACCCCCAACAAUAGCCAAGGCAACAAGUCCGGCACAGCCCCCAGCAGAGACUGGAGCACCAACAUUUUCCCCAGAAAGGGGUGGAGCACCAACAUUGUCCUCAAGAACCCAGGUUCUUGUUAUGGCUGUUGUCUUUGCCAUUGGGGCAACUUGGGAUACAUUCAUUCAUUUCUGUUAGAAAUCAAAUAAGUUGUCUUUCAUAAUGGUAAUUUUUGGCUUUCACGGGGAUAAUAGUUGUUGACCUCAAAAUAAGUGGUUCAUUAGUUGUUUCAUUGCUGAAAAUAUAUUCCUGCAUUCUAAUAGAAAUAAUUGUCCAAUUUUAAUUGUGCAUAGAGAAAUAAUCUGUUCCUUAAAAUCUGUUAGAAUUCCAAUUUAGCUCCCAAAAUUUCCUCCGAUAUCUAGAUUGUCAAUCCAUCGUAUUACUAGAUUUAACAUAAACAUCUAGACACAAGACAUCAAGAAGAUAUUCCAGUUAAAAGCUUACAACAGCAAUUGUUAUGUACACACUCAUCUAAUCAACUUUUCCUAAUGUAAUGCAAAGUGCAGCUCAGAAUCUCAGAUAGUACUAAAUCAUAGACAAAAUAGACAAAAUACACAAAAAAAGAUUUGUAGCAGUCACAAGCAUAUGUUGAAUAUAAAAAAUGGUUUACCUGAAUACCUAAGCUCAGAAACAAGUAAUUACGCUCAGCAUGAAAACUGUUGUUCAACUGGAACCAGGGUCAAGUACAGGAAGCCUGCAA
This is a messenger RNA of Arachis ipaensis, 2000 nucleotides long. Its product is annotated as early nodulin-like protein 17. Gene Ontology annotation, cellular component: plasma membrane. Gene Ontology annotation, molecular function: electron transfer activity. Lineage: Eukaryota; Viridiplantae; Streptophyta; Magnoliopsida; Fabales; Fabaceae. The record is from RefSeq and is a predicted model, not a curated record.